AUGUCUGACUAUUUGCCGAUAGGCGGCAGUAAGCCCCGCGGAAUAUUUGAAAGGAGAAGACUGCUAGCAACUGUUGUGCUGGGGGCGUGCGCAUUGCUAAGUGUGAUAUUGCUAGCUGGUCAUACAGUCAAUUCGCCAAACAACAAAGACUCAAUUUGUUCAGAAUGCGCUGGCUUUAAGGCAUUGAGACCUGCGUUUAACAAGUCGCUCAACCACAUUCUGUACAACCAAGAUUACAAAAUGUCCGUGAUUGAGAAGCUAGCUGGCGCGGUCAAGAUCCCAACAGAAAUCUUCGACUUCACACCAAGUCCCUCAGACGAUCCAGAAGCGUGGGUACAUUUCCAGGAGCUACAUGAAUACCUAGAAACUCAAUUCCCAUACGUUUACGAAAAAGCACAAGUUGAGAAAAUUGACGGGUUCGGCUUGUUGUUUACCUGGCAAGGUUCAAAGCCUGACUUGAAACCACUAUUACUAAUGGCCCACCAAGAUGUUGUUCCGGUCGAACCAAAUACGGUCGAUAUGUGGACUCACCCGCCUUUUAGCGGCUUUUACAAUAGCUCGGAAGAUUUGAUCUACGGCCGUGGAACCGCUGACAUCAAACAGCUCGUGGUCUCUCACUUGGAAGCUGUCGAACGGUUGAUGCUAGACGGAUUCAAGCCUCAAAGAACCAUCAUGAUCUCAUUCGGCUGUGACGAGGAAGCCUCUGGCUCAUGCGCUGCAAAGAUAGCUCAACACAUCGAAAAGAGAUACGGGGCCAACAGCAUAUAUGCGAUCCUUGAUGAAGGUGGGCAGGUAGGAGAAGUAGACGGCGUUUAUUUCGCGGAACCUGUAACAUCAGAAAAGGGAUACCUUGAUGCAGAAAUCACUGUUUUCACACCCGGCGGACAUUCCUCUGUCCCUCCUGACCACACAUCCAUUGGUAUUCUAGGCGAACUCAUCGUUGACCUCGAAAAAGACCCAUACGACAUACUAAUCGAAGAAAACAACCCAGCACUGGAGACUAUUAAGUGCUUUAUCAAAUUUGGCGCUAUCAAAGAUGAGGAAAUUGCCAAACAUCUGAGCAAGAACAAUUUGAAGAAGCUUGGGACCGCACUUGACAACCGGCUAGCCCUCAAGUACCUUUUUAAGACAUCUCAAGCGCUGGAUAUUGUGUCCGGAGGCAUUAAAGCCAAUGCCUUGCCUGAGUCUGCUACCGUUUUAGUCAACAACAGAAUUGGCAUGCAUUCAUCGGUAAACGAGACGCUAGGGCACAUCAUGAAACAUGUACAGUCAAAAGCCGAAACGUACAACCUCGGCAUCAAGGUCUUGGCCGGCCGUUACUCCAAAGAAGAAACCGCGGAAGUUAUCAAGCCCGUUACCGAGAGCGGGCGGUUUGUGAUUAGGCUUCUGGACCCUCUAGAGCCUGCUCCUUUCUCUCCAACAAGUGGUAGCCAAGUCUGGGAUAUCAUCUCUGGCACAACGGUAAGCACUUACAAACAAAAGCUCUUCGGUGGCGAAGAUGCCAAAGUGUACAUCACGCCAGCACUCAGCACAGGAAACACAGACACAAAGUCCUUCUGGAACCUAACUAGGAACAUCUACAGAUACAGCGGAAGUCUGCAGUACAAAGAAUCCAACGAACAUACUGUCGAUGAAAAAAACUCGGGGCUGUCUCUUCUAUCAGGUGUAGCAUUCAUGUAUCAGUACAUUCCGAAUGUUGACGCGUACGCUACAGACGCCUAA
Molecule: messenger RNA, 1722 nt
Organism: Lachancea thermotolerans CBS 6340
Lineage: Eukaryota; Fungi; Ascomycota; Saccharomycetes; Saccharomycetales; Saccharomycetaceae
Product: M20 family metallopeptidase
Exons: 1
Coding region: 1-1722 (573 amino acids)
Cellular component (GO): fungal-type vacuole lumen
Molecular function (GO): metallocarboxypeptidase activity
Source: RefSeq, a predicted model, not a curated record